This is a messenger RNA of Haplochromis burtoni (Burton's mouthbrooder), 1280 nucleotides long. Its product is annotated as PI-PLC X domain-containing protein 1. Gene Ontology annotation, molecular function: phosphoric diester hydrolase activity. Gene Ontology annotation, biological process: lipid metabolic process. Lineage: Eukaryota; Metazoa; Chordata; Actinopteri; Cichliformes; Cichlidae. The transcript is spliced from 7 exons. The coding region runs from base 257 to 1231 and encodes 324 amino acids. The record is from RefSeq and is a predicted model, not a curated record.
GUAAAUUGACUACUAUGGUUCUCAUUUAAAAUGUAAAAUUAGCACACAUUGUUACCGUACUUUUUACUUUAGUGUUCUAACGCUACUGUUUUUUUAAGCAAGCUCUCGUCGCGUUUGGUGAUUUUAUUUUGAAAAUCGCUAAAGGAAGUGGAGAUUGACAACAACCGGAAGAGUUGGUAAAUAAACCGUGUUCAGAUCCCGAAGAAGCUCAAAGAGCAUGCUGAACAUCUGUAGUAGGACAGGGCGGUAAUAAGACAUGGAGGACAAACAGCGGGAGCAGCUCGGAGGAAACCCGGACUGGAUGUCGCGUUUGCCGGAGGAGCUGCUGGACGUCCCGCUGUGGAACCUGGCAUUACCUGGCAGCCAUGACAGCAUGUCCUUCAGCCUGGAUGUCUCCUCUCCUGUGGUGAGAUCGGAGUCCUGCUUCCUCAGACUGACUGACAGGCUGUUCCCCUGCUGUACUCGACCCUGUGUUUACCGCUGGGCCACCACGCAGCUAUCGGUCCUUUCUGAUCAGUGUGAUCUUGGUGUUCGUUUCUUGGACCUGCGGAUCGCCAGAAAGCCAGCAGGGAGCAGCAAAUUGUUUUUCGCUCACGGCAUAUACACGCUAAUAACCGUCAAGGAGGCUCUGGAUGAACUGGCCGGCUGGCUGGACGCUCACCCCAAAGAGAUUGUAAUCAUUGCCUGUUCACACUUCGAAUCUCUAAGUGACGAAGACCACGCCCAUCUGAUGGAGUUCAUCCUCCUGCUGUUCAGAGGGAAGCUGUGCCCACCACAGGAAACUCCCACUCUGCGGUCAUGUUGGUCAAAAGGUCAGCAGGUCAUUGUUUCCUAUGACGACCAGGAGCUGCAGCACCCUGGGCUGUGGAAUCGGAUACCUUAUUGGUAUGCUAACAGCCCAGAUCCUAAGAAAGUGAUCACCUAUCUGGAAGGCCAGCAACGGCAGGGAAGACCAGAUGGUUUUUACGUCACUGGUCUGAACCUGACAGAGACCAUGUUUUACGUCUUCCUGCACCCUUUCCAGAGCAUGAGGAUGUUGACGUUGAACUCUCUCUCACUGCUUCUCCACUGGGCGGGUGAGCAGCAGCCAGGACCCGAGGGAGUCAACAUUAUGUGCUGUGACUUCGUCGGUAUGAGCGAGUUCUGCUCGCUUGUCGUCGAGCUGAACUACAAACUGGUGGGCAGAGCCUGCAGGAAGCUGCCAGCAUCCUCCAAAAUAAGUGCCAGUUAAUAAUUUUGUGAGCCUGCCAUCCUUUUUUUUUUUUUUUUUUUGCCUGUCC